Molecule: messenger RNA, 1451 nt
Organism: Desarmillaria tabescens
Lineage: Eukaryota; Fungi; Basidiomycota; Agaricomycetes; Agaricales; Physalacriaceae
Product: peptidase C14, caspase domain-containing protein
Exons: 3
Coding region: 97-1215 (372 amino acids)
Biological process (GO): proteolysis
Molecular function (GO): cysteine-type endopeptidase activity
Source: RefSeq, a predicted model, not a curated record
UGGACGAAUUUACAUCGUACAAUAUAAAUACAUAGAAAACUGCACAGUGACUCCAUAGAACUUCCUGACAAUCCCUCUCCUCUAUCGAACAGGCCAAUGAGUGGAGACAGUCAAAGGACCCAGCGUGGAUUUGAUGCCUCUCGAGUUUGGGCGGUUGUCAUAGGCAUUGACGAUUAUCCCACCUCGCCGCUACGUGGCGGUGUAUCAGAUGCGGCAGAAGUCGUGAAAUACUUGGCUGACGAACUUCAUGUCCCGAAAAAUAACAUCCAGUGCCUUCUCGGUUCCACCAAUAACCAACCGCAAAAGUCCCCAUCGUGCUCGUCAUUUAUCAGUGCAGUGAAACAUUUUUUCGGUUUUUCACUGCACUGUAAUACCGAUUCUAUCAACUGCUCAUCCGCCACUCAUCCCUCGAUUCAUACUAAAUCCGCCACCCGCGCCAACAUUAUCAAGGCGCUUCUCAAACUUUCCGACAACUCCAAUAUUCAGGAAGGCGACAACAUUGUCAUCUAUUUUGCUGGACAUGGCUCAUGCUACCCUGGCUCAGAGUUUUACAACGGGGAUCCCGUUGCCUCCGCAGGGCACAUCGAGGCACUGUGCCCCAUGGAUCGAAGCAGCAGCGUUCCUGACAUCUGCGACAGGGAAAUCAACAGAAUCAUCUCCCACAUUUCUGACAAGAAGGGACAUCAUAUCACCUUAAUUAUGGACUGCUGCCACUCUGCGGGUGUCACCAGAGUCGUGAUACCAGGCGUACGUCGUGCGGAUCCAAUGCCUGGUGCUUCGAUAAAAGCUAUGUUCGAUGCUGCAGAUGAGGAUUUAGGCGAGCUUCCGGGAUAUAAAUCUGUAUCCAUGGAGGACUGGAGAGAGAACAUGGAUACUCACGUAGUGUUGGCCGCAUGCAAGGAGGCUCAAUUCGCGACGGAGGCUCAGCACAAGGGGAAGUCAGGAUACAAUGGAGUUUUCACUCAAGCGCUCCUUCGUGUCUUUAGAAACGGUCAUUUGGAAGAUGGAUCGACAUAUGUGGACGUUAUCCGUCACUUGAAUGAGUCGAGUUCGCAGUGCUACUCGCAGACAGCCGUAGUUGCUGGGAGGUAUAAAUAUGCAAGGGUUUUGUAUCAGGAAACGGAUGCACAAUUAUCGAAUGUAGAAUCUCUAGUGUCGCCUGGUCCUAGUUCUCAAGGCAGCCAAGAAGAGAGGUUCGAAGGCGAAUCCGCAUAACACUGGAACUGUCUCGCUAGGUCCGGGAGAGAGAAUGGGGAAUUGCUAGUGAUAAUUAUGGAUGUAAGCACAAUGCAGUAACGGCAUACCAGUUUCUAAAUCCCCGAUCCUUCCCUUGUGUACGAGAAAACGGCAGGCAGUAUCCUUUGUAUAAACUUGACAGUAACAUGAUUGUUCUAAGCUGAAUUAUAUACCACCAAGGCACGGAUAUACACCUAUCGUUCGCGCGAUCCUCG